Molecule: messenger RNA, 946 nt
Organism: Stegastes partitus (bicolor damselfish)
Lineage: Eukaryota; Metazoa; Chordata; Actinopteri; Pomacentridae
Product: desumoylating isopeptidase 2
Exons: 4
Coding region: 554-946 (130 amino acids)
Biological process (GO): protein deubiquitination
Molecular function (GO): deubiquitinase activity
Source: RefSeq, a predicted model, not a curated record
GUCCAAUUCUCUCCCAACAGUCGCAUCCUGCCCGCAGCAGCUCCACCGCUACCGUUAGCUAGCUAAUAAGGGAGUAGCAAGUCCUUUUUUUUACCGAGUCAACGACCUCCCGACAGCUCAGCAUUAUGUCAUUUAUUGGGUAGCUCUUUAGGGAAAAUGAAUUUGAGUUUUUUCCGGGCCAGCACGCCUCCUGGAAGACAAAAUUCCCGCUGUAAAGUCAGCGUUUUCACUUCGACCUCCGUAGCCGAACGGGUUUAGCAAGUCAGUCGGUUUUGACAAGCGACGGGCUCAUCUGUCCGCCGCUGCUCCGUCAGGAGGAGGGGGGGAUUCGGACAAAGCCAGUCAGAUGUUGGACGGUAAAAAUAACCUCGGAGCUCCAACGAUUUUACACCUGGUUGUGAAAUCCAACUAUCAAGCUGAUCGCCUGUCGUGAAAGUGCCAGCGACGAGGGGAGGACGGUCUAUUUUUGGGAGGGCGAGAGUUUGGAUCUCGCACCGACGGAAGGAGGAGGAAGACCCGCAGAGACGAAGGGACGUAGGGGGAGAAGAUCCUGAUGCCCGUGAUGGCAAACGAGCCGAUCAUCCUAAACGUCUAUGAUAUGUACUGGAUCAAUGAGUUCACCAGCUCUCUGGGCAUAGGAGUCUUUCACUCAGGGAUUGAGAUCUAUGGAAGAGAGUUUGCCUAUGGCGGACACCCGUACCCAUUCUCAGGGAUCUUUGAGAUCACGCCAGGUGAUGCAACUGAACUCGGCGAGACCUUUAAGUUCAAAGAAGCCAUAGUCCUGGGCAGCACAGACUUCACAGAGGAGGAUGUGGAGCGGAUCGUGGAGGAGAUGGGGAAGGAGUACAAAGGCAACGCCUACCACCUCAUGCACAAGAACUGCAACCACUUCUCCUCAGCACUGUCAGAGGUGGGCACAAACAUCCUAUCAGAACACAUCGCAUAG